This is a messenger RNA of Diversispora eburnea, 1371 nucleotides long. NCBI's taxonomy places the organism in Eukaryota, Fungi, Glomeromycota, Glomeromycetes, Diversisporales, Diversisporaceae. The record is from the annotation of a GenBank genome assembly.
AUGUCGUCUGAUAAUCAAACUCCAAGUGAUAAUUGGGAAGAUGCUGAAACUGAAUAUUCUUCCACCCUUUCUCCGAAAGUCGAAUUUAAAUUUAAUACUGCCGCUAAAGAAUUUGUUCCAAGUUGGUUACAAAAUGAUAAUGAAAAUGCAGUGGUUGAUUCUGAAAUCCUUCAUGAAUUUUAUGGAAAAGAACAUGUUAAUCUUGUUUUUAUAGGUCAUGUAGAUGCUGGAAAAUCUACCAUGGGUGGAAAUAUUUUAUACUUAACAGGAAUGAUUGAUCAAAGGACUAUGGAAAAAUAUGAAAAAGAAGCAAAAGAACAAAAUAGAGAAUCGUGGUAUUUAUCUUGGGCAUUGGAUACUAAUAAAGAAGAAAGAGCAAAGGGUAAAACAGUUGAAUGUGGUCGAGCCUACUUUGAAACUGAUAAACGACGAUAUACAAUUUUAGACGCACCUGGUCAUAAGAAUUAUGUACCUAGCAUGAUUGGUGGAGCGGCUCAAGCCGAUGUGGGAAUCUUAGUGAUAUCCGCUCGAAAAGGAGAAUUCGAAACAGGAUUCGAAAGAGGAGGUCAAACACGUGAACAUGCAGUACUAGCUAAAACUUCAGGUGUUAAUAGAUUAGUGGUGGUUAUUAAUAAAAUGGAUGAUUCUACUGUGAAAUGGUCAAAAGAUAGAUAUGAUGAAUGUGUUACCAAACUUACACCAUUCCUUAAAGGAAGUGGAUAUAAUCCAGCAACAGAUAUUGAAUUUAUGCCAGUAUCUGGAUUUACAGGAGAUAAUAUUAAGAAACGAGUACCUGAAAGUGAUAUGGGAACAAUAGUGGUUGGGAAAAUAGAAUCGGGUGUAAUUAAAAAAGGGGAAACUGUUUUGAUUAUGCCAAAUAAACGAUCAGUAGAAGUAUCAGCAAUUUAUAAUGAAUUAGAAGAUGAAGUACCAGGGGCGACUUGUGGGGAUAAUGUUCGAUUGCGUAUACGAGGAAUAGAAGAAGAAGAAAUUUCAUCCGGAUUUGUUGUGUGUUCACCGACGCGACCUGUUAAUACCACAUCCGUAUUUGAAGCUCAAUUGGCUAUUUUAGAACAUAAAAAUAUUAUUUGUGCGGGUUAUAGUGCAGUUCUUCAUAUUCAUUCUUGUGUAGAAGAAGCACUUUUACAUUUACUUGACAAAAAGACGGGUCGAAAAUCAAAGAGACCACCACAAUUUAUUAAAAAGGGACAAAAAGUAAUUGCUAGAUUUGAAUCCGCUGGUCCUAUUUGUGUUGAGUCAUUCGAUAAUUAUCCACAAUUAGGUAGAUUUACUUUACGUGAUGAGGGUAAAACUAUUGCUAUUGGGAAAGUUACUAAAGUUAUCAAUGAUGAAGUACAAGAGGAUAAUUAG